GCGACCUGCGUUACAAAAUGUCUCGACGACGAAGAUUGUCAGUCGGUCAAUUACAACCAAGAUCACAUGACGUGCGACCUAAAUGACGCCACCAGGGAUGAGGAUAGCGUAAACUUUGUUGCAGAAGCUGGUGGUACAUACAUAGAAACAAGUCGUAAACUGACGAAUGUGGCCGGUAACUGUGCAUUUGUAGACUGUGGCCCUGGCAACAUUUGUGUCGAUGUUCCAGAUGCCGUGGGGCAACAUAUGUGCUCGUGUUCAUCCACUGGAUACCUAGCUCAUGUAUGCCCAUCCGAUGAAUGCGUUGAACCUUUGGGAAUGGAGAGUGGUGUGAUUUUUGACAGUCAGAUAAGUGCAAGUUCUGAAUAUUCUUCAACCUACAAAGCCAUAUAUGGCAGAUUGGAUUUCGGAGGAUGUUGGGCUUCUUUAACUGCCAAUGCACAAGCUUGGAUUUCCAUCGAUUUGUUGUUAGAACACAACAUCACCGGAAUUCAGACUCAAGGAUGCAAUCGUGUCAAUGAAUGGGCUCAAGCUUACACUGUCAGCUAUCGUAAAGUGAACGGGCUUGGAGACACCGCUAUCACUGAUGGUUAUGGACGCCCAAAGAUUUUCGAAGGAAACUUAGACCGUAAUAGCAAACGGGUGCAUUAUUUUAACCCAGUAAUACAAGCAGUUGCCGUCAAGGUGACUGUUAAAGCGUGGCAUACUCACACUUCUAUGCGUGUGGAGGUUCUAGGCUGUAGAAUCGGAAAUGAAUGGGUUCGAGCAUUCAAAGGGGUCAGUAUACCAACAGGUGGUAGUAGUAUUUAUAAUGCUUGGAUUUCCGGUACAGAAUCAUCGGAUAGCCACGCCCAUACGUUUCUUGCGAGUAAUACGCAUUACAGAAACACGCCAAUACUUAACAAUUGGUCUACAUUUGGUAUUACAAAGGUGAGACUGACAUUAUUUUCUGCAUUUAAUGAGGAACUGUUGUCAGUUAUUUUCAACGGUGUUGGCACGACAACCACGUCUUGGUUCUCAAGUGAAAACAUUGAAAGUUCGCCAUGGAACGACAUUAAAAGCACUACUUUUAAUUACUUUUCUGUAACAGGAGAUAGUAGUUUUGGAAGGAGAUUCUACAUAAAUAAACACUACGGAGGCUGUUCAAACGACAAUGGAUGGUUGAUUGUUGAAGAGGGAACUAAUUGUAAAGAAUAUGAAGGUUACAACACCAGUCCCAGAAUACUGUAUAGUCGUGCAAGUUCAAGUCAAUUUUGGUUCGCAGGAGACAUUGGUACAGCAAGAGCAAUGACAAUUGAUGUGAAAAUGGGAUAGCAAGACUGCUGCAACUGUAGUGUCUUUUUAUAUUAUAUUAUAUAUAUAUAUAUAUAU
Molecule: messenger RNA, 1371 nt
Organism: Anneissia japonica
Lineage: Eukaryota; Metazoa; Echinodermata; Crinoidea; Comatulida; Comatulidae
Product: lactadherin-like
Exons: 8
Coding region: 67-1314 (415 amino acids)
Source: RefSeq, a predicted model, not a curated record